AUGUUGGAGCUGAACCUGAGGGCUGUAGGAGUCAGAGGCCAUCCUCUCUCUGGCCGUGGAAUGCCUAUGCCACUGGCUCCUUUCAGUGAAUGUUGGGAAUCAACAGAGAAACCAUCAAAACGAGAAAAUCCACACAAGUAUUUGCUGUACAAGCCGACUUUCAGUCAACUGUAUACAUUUCUUUCUGCAUCUUUUAAGGAGCUGCCUGGAAAUAGCGUCCUCCUGGUCUAUCUAUCAGCUACUGGUGUGUUUCCUACAGGCCGUUGUGAUUAUGAAGGUCCAUAUGAUUUUGGUGGGGUGCUGACCAACAAUAAUCGUGAUGCAGGAAGUAUGGAAGUAUUACAAAAACGCAACAAUUCGUUUAAAGAAAUGCAUUGUCUUCAUCCUGGUGAUUUUUUCCCUUUCACACGAAAACCGUUAUUUCUAAUUGUGGACUCUUCAAAUAGUAUAGCAUAUAAGAACUUUAUCAAUUUAUUUGGCCAACCUUUAGUCUGUCUGCUUUCUCCAACAGCAUAUCCCAAAGGUUUACAAGAUCAAACUCAACGUGGCAGCCUUUUCACCCUGUUUCUGUAUAACCCACUGAUGGCAUUUCUGUUUAUGUGUCGACUCACAAGUAUGAGAAAAGGACUGUGGGAUAAAUGUCAGGAAUACCUUCAUAAAAUAUAUAGGGACAUAGCUCACUUGCUGACUAAAUCACGGACUGUGGGUAAGUUAUGUUCCACACCAUAUGAAGAAAUGAACGCAUGAGCAAAUAACCAAAUUAGUUUUAGUAAGAAUAUUGUAUGAUCUGAUCAAUC
Rhincodon typus (whale shark) is the source of this 797-nucleotide messenger RNA. RefSeq names its product protein SCAI-like. Gene Ontology annotation, biological process: DNA-templated transcription. Gene Ontology annotation, cellular component: nucleus. The record is from RefSeq and is a predicted model, not a curated record. The coding region runs from base 1 to 747 and encodes 248 amino acids. Gene Ontology annotation, molecular function: transcription corepressor activity. NCBI's taxonomy places the organism in Eukaryota, Metazoa, Chordata, Chondrichthyes, Orectolobiformes, Rhincodontidae. The transcript is spliced from 7 exons.